AUGGACGGUCCAUCGGCGCAGGAGCAGUACAUCGACAAUGCUCUGCGCGCGGUCCAGAACAAGAAGCAGGUCCCCGAGAUCGACUUCACCCUUCACGUCAUGGAAGAUGGCACCCAGGUCUCCACACAAGAGCGAGUCUGUAAAGGUACGCCCCCCGCUCAUUGGUGCGCCGAGGGAUCACACGUCUCGCUGUACACCACGCCUUACCACUCCCCAAGCUGAAGGCUGACCGACACCGAAAAUGUAGAUGUUCAGGCACCUGCUUUCAACGUCCCCACCGAGGACCAACUCCUUUCGCCCACCGAUCGUUCGAAGCCCAAUCUCCAGUUCUUGAAACAGCACCUAUAUCGAGAGGGACGUCUCACCGAAGAGCAGGCUUUAUGGAUCAUCAAUGGAGGCACAGCGUUGCUGCGCGCAGAGCCCAAUUUGCUCGAGAUGGACGCGCCAAUCACAGUGUGCGGUGACAUUCACGGACAGUACUACGAUCUGAUGAAGCUUUUCGAGGUCGGAGGCGACCCAGCCGAGACGAGAUAUCUCUUCCUCGGAGACUACGUGGACCGCGGCUACUUCUCCAUCGAGUGCGUACUGUACCUCUGGGCGCUGAAGAUGUGGUACCCAAACACCCUCUGGCUCCUCCGCGGCAAUCACGAGUGCAGGCAUUUGACCGACUACUUCACCUUCAAGCUGGAAUGCAAGCACAAGUACAGUGAGAAGGUGUACGAAGCGUGCAUGGAGUCCUUCUGCUCCUUGCCACUUGCUGCGGUCAUGAACAAGCAAUUCCUGUGCAUCCAUGGUGGUCUCAGCCCCGAGCUGCACACAUUGGACGACUUGAAGGCGCUGGACCGAUUCCGCGAGCCACCCACCCAUGGCCUGAUGUGUGACAUUCUCUGGGCUGAUCCGUUGGAGGAGUUUGGCCAGGAGAAGACCCAGGAGUAUUUCAUUCACAACCACGUGCGAGGCUGCUCAUACUUCUUCAGCUACCCAGCCGCAUGCGCCUUCCUCGAGAAGAACAACCUUCUUUCUAUCAUCAGAGCACACGAAGCGCAGGACGCUGGAUACCGCAUGUACAGAAAGACCCGGACGACAGGAUUCCCUUCAGUGAUGACAAUCUUCUCCGCACCCAACUACCUGGAUGUAUACAACAACAAGGCAGCAGUGUUGAAGUACGAGAACAAUGUUAUGAACAUUCGGCAAUUCAACUGCACCCCUCACCCUUACUGGCUUCCAAACUUCAUGGACGUCUUUACGUGGUCGCUGCCGUUCGUCGGCGAGAAGAUCACGGACAUGCUCAUCGCCAUCCUCAACACCUGCAGCAAGGAGGAGUUGGAAGAGGAGACUCCGUUGUCGUCAGGACCGUCCUCGCCACCUAUCUCAGGGCACGGGUCUCUGGCAGGAAUGGAUCCAGAGAGUACCGAGUUCAAGCGGAGGGCUAUCAAGAACAAGAUUCUCGCAAUCGGUCGUCUGUCGCGUGUGUUCCAAGUUUUGCGUGAGGAGUCCGAACGUGUUUCGGAGCUCAAGACCGCUUCUGGAGGCAGGUUGCCUGCCGGUACGCUUAUGCUCGGUGCCGAAGGUAUCAAGCAGGCCAUUACAUCCUUCGAAGACGCCAGGAAAGUCGAUUUGCAAAACGAACGCCUGCCGCCAAGCCAUGAAGAGGUUCGCAAGAGCAGCGAGACAGCCCGUGACGAGGCGCUCAAGCGCGCCUCGCGAGAGGCUGAGAACGACACGCAGCUUGCUGGUGUUGCGCGGCGGAUAAGCAUGUAAGCCAACGCGACGCGACGAGCCCAUCUGCUGCAUGAAUACUGACAGUUCGACAGGUCAUCCGGCUCAAAGCGCAAGAGCUAG
Lecanosticta acicola is the source of this 1842-nucleotide messenger RNA. The record is from the annotation of a GenBank genome assembly. NCBI's taxonomy places the organism in Eukaryota, Fungi, Ascomycota, Dothideomycetes, Mycosphaerellales, Mycosphaerellaceae.